Molecule: messenger RNA, 1431 nt
Organism: Metarhizium brunneum ARSEF 3297
Lineage: Eukaryota; Fungi; Ascomycota; Sordariomycetes; Hypocreales; Clavicipitaceae
Gene: gel2
Product: 1,3-beta-glucanosyltransferase gel2
Biological process (GO): fungal-type cell wall organization; fungal-type cell wall (1->3)-beta-D-glucan biosynthetic process
Cellular component (GO): plasma membrane
Molecular function (GO): 1,3-beta-glucanosyltransferase activity
Source: RefSeq, a predicted model, not a curated record
AUGCGUAUUCAAUCCGCUCUCGUCGCGCUCGCCGCGCCGUUUGUCGCCGCCGUUCCACAGCUAGAGGUCAAAGGCAACGAGUUCUACAACAGUAAGACUGGCGACAGGUUUCAGAUCGUAGGUGUCGCUUAUCAGCCUGGUGGCAGUGCCGGCUUCAAGUUGGACAGUCCCGACCCUCUCAGCAACCCCGAUGCCUGCCUGCGAGAUGCUGCCCUCAUGCAGGUCAUGGGCGUCAAUGCUAUCCGUGUCUACAACUUAAACCCGAACAAGAAUCACGACCUGUGUGCUAGUAUCUUCAAUGCUGCUGGCAUGUACAUGAUUCUCGACGUCAACUCUCCUCUUGUUGGUCAGGCCCUGGACUCUGGUAAGCCCUGGGAAACUUACUAUUCCGCCUAUCUCAAUCACACAUUUGCAGUGGUCGAAGCCUUCGCCAACUAUCCCAACACCCUGCUUUUCUUCUCUGGCAAUGAAGUGAUCAACAACAUUGAGUCAGCCAAGUACGUUCCACAGUAUCUUCGUGCCGUCACACGCGACUUGAAGAACUACAUCAAGAAGAACCUCAAGCGCCAAAUUCCGGUUGGUUACUCUGCUGCUGAUGUUCGCGAUGUCCUUUGGGAUACCUGGAACUACAUGCAAUGCAGCACCGAUGGCAAGUCAGACGACAUGACGCGUGCCGACGUUUUCGCUCUGAACUCCUACAGCUGGUGCAGCAUCAAGGCUACCUAUGAAAGCUCUACAUUCGACAAGCUGACCGAAGGCUUCGCCAAGUCUUCCGUCCCGGUGUUUUUCAGCGAGUAUGGUUGUAUUGAGCCCCCUACCCGUCACUGGAAUGAGACUCGCGCCAUGUACAGCGACAAAAUGGCACCCACGUUCUCUGGCGGUGUUGUCUACGAGUGGACAUUGGAGUCAAACAAUUACGGUCUUGUCUCGAUCAAUGGAACCACUCUCAACAUCUUGGGCGACUACAACCGUCUCAAGGCGGCAUGGGCUACAAUUGACUGGAAAUCCGUUCAGACGCAGAAGGCUGCCAAGAAGGAUAUUACUCCUCCCACGUGCGCCAAAUCGCUUCUUACCAAGAAUGGCUUUGAUUCCAACUUCACCGCUCCGGUCCCACCUCCGGGCGCUCAGCAGUACAUCGACAACGGCAUCAGCCCGAAGCCCAGUGGUAAGAUCGUCAAGAUCUCCGACUUCAACGUCAAGAUGACUGUCAAGGAUUCCGAGGGCAAGGAAAUCACGGGCUUGAAGGUCGUUCCCGUACCUGAUGACCAGUUCAACAUGGCUGGCAGCAACAAGGCUGAAACUGGCAGCAUUGAUGCGACCAGUAACAAUACCGGCAGCUCUACCGGUGACAAGAAAGACAGCAGUGCUGUUCUCCAUACCCCGAUGAUGUUGGCUGCUGUGGUGCCGCUGAUUGCAAUGUUGUUUGUGUGA